Molecule: messenger RNA, 1748 nt
Organism: Anopheles coluzzii
Lineage: Eukaryota; Metazoa; Arthropoda; Insecta; Diptera; Culicidae
Product: protein atonal-like
Exons: 1
Coding region: 1023-1646 (207 amino acids)
Molecular function (GO): protein dimerization activity
Source: RefSeq, a predicted model, not a curated record
GGACCCAAUACCAUAAUCCUUUCCACUGAACCGAAUGCACGUUCUCAAAGUAGAGUGCAGAAAUGCAGGACAUUACGAUUAAUCUUACACGGCUCGGCAUUGGGACAGGAAAUUGGUUGACGGGUAUUUAAUUUCCGCACGGCUUCAGCACGCCCUAUCUACGAUCAGCAAAUAUUGGAAGCCAUAUCCGCCAACUCAGCCCGAACGGCAUCCUGGAACGCCUUCUCAUUAAGUAGCUCCCCGCGUUUUUUUUUUGAGGGGCAAGAUCCAAAUUAUGUUUCCUUUUUUGCAGUCUUUAAAAAGUCUCAGGGUCAAAGUGGAAGUAUCUUGUGGACCGUUUCGUGAGAACGUUACCUUCCACUCCGAGAAGAGGCUCCUGAUCCUCCAAAAAUCCCCAUUUUCAUACCGAAACGUGCUCUCGCUCGGAUAAAGCACGGAAGCUGAUGAAAUCUCAGCAGCUUCCUCGUGGGAACUGAACGAAUUAUUAAACGCAGAGGCUGGAUGCUGGAAAAAGUACACAAACGCAACACAAGCUAGCCCCGAUGUGAUCAACCCUUGACCCUCCGGGCGCAUCAGUGCGGGCGAGCUUCCAUUCCUGACGGUGGUGCCUUCGGGGCAUCCGAUGAUGACUUCUGCGCAGUGGCAGGCAACAGUCGAAGCCGAUGAUUGGUGCAGCAAGGGGACGGCACGCGUUCGUGUUUGAGGGUUUUUUUAUGGGAAGCGAGCACAAAACCCACGGAUGGAUUGGAUGGAUGGAAAGAUGGAAGAAGCACGGUAAAGCAACAUCGAGAAGGACCAGCAGUACGUACAGUAGAAAAAAAGAGCUUACAAUCGCGGUUCGCUUCGUUUGCACCUCGGGGCCCGGAUCCGAACCCGAAGAAAAGCCCGACGAACGAAAGAAGCCUCGCACUCGGAGCGGUAUAAAAAGGCACCAUAGGUCGGACGAGUCAGAUCAGUUCUUGAACGUCAGUCCUUCUUCACGGCAGCAAAGCGAAAAGAGAUAGUGAAACCAGCGUUACACCAUGAGUGCGGCAGACGUGUUCAGCUACCAGCACAGCUUUCCAUCGUACUACGGUCAACAGUUUGGUUUGGGAAGUGCCGGAUCGUCGUUCGAGCAAAACAGACUCGACAGUUACUACAAUGGCUACAGUGCCUAUCCGGCACCGAGCGGCAACAGUACCGAGUCUUUCGAGCCGGUGACAAGCAGUGACAGCUUCCUUCAGCAAGAACAACUCUUUUCCAUCUGCACUGACACCAGCAGUAGUGGCAAGGGAAGUCCGCUAGCACUGGCCGACCCUCAGAGUCUGCAACUACUGCAAAGCCUAACGUCCGAUGAUAGCAGCGGCAGUAGUUGUAGUAGUAGCAGCAGUAGUGCCGGUUCGGAAUGUGACAUCCCUGUGACGGUUGCGGUUGCCCCGGCAAAGAGCAAGUCCAAGCGGGGCAGCGGUGUGCCGACGGUUGUGCGGAAGAAGCGUCGUCUGGCGGCCAAUGCACGCGAACGGAAGCGCAUGAAGGGGCUGAACGAGGCGUUCGAUCGAUUGCGCCAGUAUCUGCCGUCGUUGGGAAAUGAUCGGCAGCUGUCCAAGCACGAAACACUACAAAUGGCCCAAUCUUACAUCAGUGCGCUGGCGGAACUGUUGGAUUAGCCGCCGUUUGCAGUUGGAACGAUGGCAGAUGCUCCAGAGUGUGUUUUUGCCCAUCUGAAGGAUGCAAUAGUUAAUUUAUUUAUGUUUAUUUAUGCGUCGCGU